Molecule: messenger RNA, 1290 nt
Organism: Rotaria sp. Silwood2
Lineage: Eukaryota; Metazoa; Rotifera; Eurotatoria; Philodinida; Philodinidae
Source: the annotation of a GenBank genome assembly
AUGAACUUUAUCUUAUUAUGGUUCAUAACAAUAAUUUAUUUGUUAAACAAAACUUCUAGCAAAAUAAUAUUUGAUACUAUAAAUACAAAUAUUAAUUGGUUAUAUUUAACAAAAUUUUCUUUUCAUCCAAUUCAUGGACAUAUUGAUAUAAAUUUAAAUUCAUUUGAUGAUAAUAUAAUAAAAUUUUUUGUUUUAAAUAAAUACGAAUGGAAAGAAAUAAAAAAUGAUUUAUCAAAAAUUUGUUUAAAAAACGAAUUACAAUUAAAUUCGAUUAGUAAUGAAACAAAUUUAGAGGUUCUAUCAUUAUCUUUUACAACUAUUGGUCAAAUGUAUUUUAUUUUAAGUAUAUGUAAUUCCAGUUUAAAUACAACUGAUUCAUCUUUUACAUAUAAAUUAAUCCUAACAAAUGGACAUAAUUUAUUUAUGAAACAUUUUUCUGAUGAUGAACGAGGAAAUACCGAUGGAUUUGUAUUUCAACUAUUAAUAUUUCUUGCUCGACUGUUUCAUAUAUGUGCUGACAUAUUAUGUCUUUUUAUUUUAAUUCUCUGUGCAAAAGGUUAUUUAAUUAUACGUGUUCAUUUAAAAAAGAAAAUACUAACAGAAACAAUAUUAAUUAUUCUAUUAUAUGUACAUGUACAGAUAGUUAUUUUAAUUAUUAGAACAAUAUAUGUCGAUCGAGUAUUUAUCAAUGAAAAUAUUUUCAUUAUAUGUGAUUAUAUUCAAAUGAUAAUGUAUUUUUUAACUUGUCUUUGGUUUAUUGUAUCUCUUAUAUUAACAACUAAAAAUUCUACUAAAACAUUUUAUUCGUUUAUUAUUUUUUCUUUUUGGUUUUUAACUAAUGCAAUUGUUAUUUUACUAAAUAUUCUUGAUAUUAUACCAAAUUUUUCAAUAACAAUUCUCAAAGCAAUAACAAUAACUAUUCAAUCUUUAACAUAUUGUAUAUUUAUGUUUAUUAUUCGACGAAAAUCAUCUUUAUUACGAACAAAAUUAAAUCAAAUUAAUAUAACUUAUAUUGAUCCAACAUUAUCAAAAUCUCAUAUUAAAGAACAAUUCACAAGACAAAAUACCAUCAAUACUAAUUCAAAUGAAUUAACAAAUUUAUGUUCUAUUGAAAAUAUUACCAUAUCGAAAUGUCGAAUGCCUAUAAAAUCUUUCGAAACAGUUUCACGUCUUGAACCACGUCGAGAUGUAUUAUUAAAAACUUUGACACAAUCAUCGAUUAUUUCAUCCCAACCUUCGAUAUAUCUCGUUCCACGUCGCUUACCACCAUUGAAGCCUAAUGAUCAAUGA